This is a messenger RNA of Rhododendron vialii, 1398 nucleotides long. Its product is annotated as probable receptor-like protein kinase At5g24010. The coding region runs from base 1 to 1398 and encodes 465 amino acids. The transcript has a single exon. Gene Ontology annotation, molecular function: protein kinase activity. NCBI's taxonomy places the organism in Eukaryota, Viridiplantae, Streptophyta, Magnoliopsida, Ericales, Ericaceae. The record is from RefSeq and is a predicted model, not a curated record.
AUGGGUACUCAUGGCAGGACUCCUACUAUCUUCUCCCUCUACAUCUCCCUCUCUCUCCUCUCCUUUUCGAUUGCCUUCGCCUUCUCUCCCACCGAUCACUACCUCCUCGACUGUGGCUCCACCAAACCCUCCACCGUCGACAACAACCGCCGGUUCACCGGCGACUCCUCCGACUCCGGCUCACAAUUUUUAAAAUCAAGUCGGUCGAUCUCGCUCCGCGACUCAAACCCGUCGCCUGGUUUGUCCCCGCUCUACCAUGCGGUUAGGGUUUUCACAAGACCCUCAAAGUACGCGUUCGAGAUCAGAGAUAGAGGGACCCACUUGGUACGCUUUCACUUUCGCCCGUUCGAUUCGUCAAAUUUCAAUACCUAUGACUCUAAGUUUCACGUUUCCGUUAAUGGGUAUUUGUUGUUGUACAAUUUCACCGUUGGGAAAUCCCAAGCACCUAUUAUUAAGGAUUACGUGAUUUGGGUUGAUGCUAAAAAGCUUGUGAUUACGUUUGUGCCGUCGGAAAAGUCGGAAAUUGCGUUUGUUAACGCAAUCGAAGUGAUUUCUGCGCCAAAAGAUUUGGUAGCUGAUGUAGCGAUGUUAGUGAAUCCUGAGAGAAUUGAGAGAGUCAAUGGGUUGAUGAAGAGUGCGCUUGAAACUGUUUAUAGGGUAAAUGUAGGAGGCCCUAAAGUGACGCCGUUUAAUGAUUCUUUGUGGAGGACUUGGGUCCCCGAUGAUGAGUUCUUGAAAUCGAGUGAUGGGUCACAGAGGGUUUUGUUUAGGGGUCGGGUUAAGUACCAGAUUGGAGGGGCAAGCCGAGAAGUCGGUCCUGAUAAUGUCUACAAUUGUGCUAGAGUGAUCCGUAGUUUGGAUGAUUACGUUCCCCAUAAGAAUAUUUCGUGGGAAUUUCCUGUGAUUGGGGGAUACGAGUAUCUAGUUCGGUUGCAUUUCUGUGAUAUUGCUAGUAUGUCGCUUAAUUUGCUUUACUUUAAUGUGUACGUAAAUGGGAAUCUGGCGUAUGAGAAUUUGGACCUUUCGAGCGUAACAACAAUGGCGUUGGCUUUUCCUUUCUAUGCCGAUUUCGUGGUGAAUAUGGAGAGUUCAGGGGUUUUGACCGUGAGUGUUGGACCUUCAAAUAUGAGCAUGUCACACACCAUCGAUGCUAUUCUCAAUGGUGUUGAGAUCAUGAAGUUGAAUAAUUCAAUGGGUAGUCUUGAUGGAAAUAUUUGUGCAGCUUCAGUUUUGAAGAAUUGGACAAGAAGGAACACUGGUGGUGUGGUUCUUUUGAUUGCAGCUAUGUGUUUACUCGGAACUGCACUCAUGGUCAUGCAUAGAAGAUGGGUUAGGGUUAAGAAUUCUGUGGGAUGGUUACCAAUACCUGUGGAUGUCUCUGAAGUGAAUUUGAAGUGA